ACUACUACUAUUACAACCAUGUCUGAUCAAAACAGUGAAACUAUGCCAAUUGAUCCUAAUGUUGAUCCCUAUGGCUGUUUAGGCAUGGUUCGUAAUUCUGAUGGUUCCAUCACACGUCUACAGGAACCUCUUGUCCCGGUAGACACAUCCAAUGAUCUUUCCCAUCUAGUCUUCACCAAAGAUAUUUCCAUUAACUCAUCAAAGAACACAUGGGCACGUAUUAUCCUCCCUCGUGAACUUCUCCAUUCCACCACCAAUACUCCUAAACUUCCUCUCGUGAUCUAUUUUCACGGGGGAGGAUUCAUAGUGGCAACUGUAGAUACCCCCAUCUUCCAAGGGCUGUACGCGUCCAUUGCUAGUGAAAUUCCAGCAGUUGUUGUGUCAAUUGAGUAUCGUCAAGCCCCCGAGCAUCGACUUCCAGCAGCAUACGACGAUUGCAUGGAGGCAUUACAUUGGAUCAAGACCAAACCCGACGAGUUGUUAUCCAACCAUGCUGAUUUCUCCAAAUGCUUUCUAAUGGGCACGAGUGCCGGAGGCAACGUGGUGUAUCACGUGGGCCUACGCGCCGCGGAGAGUUGGGACAACCUCAAGCCUUUGGAAAUCAAGGGGUUGAUAUUGAAUCAACCUUUCUUUGGUGGGAUUGAGAGGACACAAUCAGAAGUAAGAUUGGUUAAUGACAACAUGUUACCCCCUAUUAUAAGUGAUAUCAUGUGGGACCUAGGAUUGCCUGAAGGUGCUGAUCGCGAUCAUGAGUAUUCAAAUCCAAUGGUGGGGAUUGAAUCAAACCCGAACCUAUUUGAUCAAGUAAAAUUAUUAGGGUGGAAGAUGUUGGUGACUGGAUGUGAUGGCGAUCCUUUAAUUGACCGCCAAGUUGACUUAGUAAGGGUGUUGAAAGAAUUGGGCGUUCAAGUAGAGGGUAGUUUCACUCAAGGAGCAUAUCACGGGUCCGAGGUUGUAGAUCCUUUGAAAGCUAAAGAAUUUUCCUUGCUUGUAAAGGAACUUAUUAGUCACUUAUGAUAGCCGAUAAGGAAAUCUGUAACUACUAUGUAAUGAUGCAUAUUAAUUAUUAAUAUAAUAUCUUAAUUACCAAAAAAUAAAA
Molecule: messenger RNA, 1099 nt
Organism: Solanum verrucosum
Lineage: Eukaryota; Viridiplantae; Streptophyta; Magnoliopsida; Solanales; Solanaceae
Product: probable carboxylesterase 120
Exons: 1
Coding region: 19-1017 (332 amino acids)
Molecular function (GO): hydrolase activity
Source: RefSeq, a predicted model, not a curated record